Messenger RNA from Striga hermonthica, 666 nucleotides. NCBI's taxonomy places the organism in Eukaryota, Viridiplantae, Streptophyta, Magnoliopsida, Lamiales, Orobanchaceae. The record is from the annotation of a GenBank genome assembly.
AUGACCUCCCGGCCAAUCGCCGCCGCCGCAGCCCCUCCCCCAACCUCCGCCGCGAACGGCCACCACCACCACCACUACUACCCGCCGCCGCCACCCUCUUCUUCCUCCUCCUCCGCCUCCCUGCGCGGCUGCUGCUGCUGCCUUUUCCUCCUCUUCUCCUUCCUCGCCCUCCUCGUCCUUGCCGUCAUCCUCGUCAUCGUCCUCGCCGUGAAGCCGAAGAAGCCGGAGUUCGAUCUGCAGCAGGUCGGCGUCCAGUACGUCGGUAUCAGCCCCACCACCGCCUCGUCCGCCGCCGUGUCGCUCAACAUCCGGAUGCUCUUCACCGCCGCCAACGACAAUAAGGUGGGGAUUAAGUACGGCGAGUCCAGAUUCACGGUCAUGUACCGCGGGAUACCGCUGGGCAGGGGCGAGGUACCCGGGUUCUACCAGCCCGCCCACAGCGUGAGGCAGGUUGAGACCACCAUCGUCGUGGACCGGGUCAGCCUGCUCCAAGCGGACGCCGCCGAUUUGCUGAGGGACGCCUCGCUUAACGACCGAGUUGAGCUCCGGGUCGUGGGCGAUGUCGGGGCGAAGAUCCGUAUUCUAGGUUUCACUUCGCCCGGUGUGCAGGUCAGCCUACUCGCUCUCUCUCACCUCAGCUUGUUGCGGAGAACAUAUUUAACUUAA